CUUCGUGCUGAGUAAUUAUGAACUUACCACAGCAAACAACCUUUGAUUCUGUGUCCUUCCUCUAUGAAUUUGUCAACUUUUUUCGAAGUAUCUUGCAGAAAUCGUACACUGGAAAACUGCGAAGGACAAUUUCUGAUCUUUGGCGGCUGACGCAUAAUACGGGGAAAUGGCAUCGCGGCGGACCGUUCUGACGGUCAAAUCAGUAUUGACCGCCAUCAGUGAAGGGCACCUCGAAUGUACCAUCUGCUGUAACCGAUUCAUCGAGCCCAAAAUCCUCGACUGCCGGCACAGUUUCUGCCUGUCAUGCCUGACCCAGCUUAAGAAGGAAAGGGCCCCUUACAGGCAGACUCUGAAAUGCCCCCUUUGUCGGCAGGACACCAAGCUGAAAGAGAACGACGUGGCUGAGUUGCCCAAUAACUUCACAUUGAAUUCUCUGGUGGAGGAGUUCGCAAAGCAGGAAGAGCUGCUGGAAGGUCAGAGUUCAUCUUCAUCAUCUCUAUCGUGCCCAAAGGAGAAAACAGACGUCGUAGAAUGUAUUACAGAACUGCCUGAAUUCGAAAACCUUUCGAAAAUCGGCGAUGUUUUGGCGAAAAUCAGUGAAGAACACCUGGAGUGCACCAUCUGCUCCAACCGUUUCAACGAUCCCAAAUUGCUGAAUUGUGGGCACAGUUUCUGCCUGACGUGUCUGACCAAGCUCAGAAGGGGUCAGAUUUUUUACGGCAAGAACCUCACAUGCCCACUCUGCAGGCAGGACACCAAGCUGAUGGAAAAUGACGUGACGAGUCUGCCCAGUAAUUUCACACUGAGUUCACUCGUGGAGGAGUUCGCAAAGCAGGAAGAGCUGCUGGAAGGUCGGUGGUCAUCACCGUCAGAGAUCGAACGUCGAAAUGGAACGUGGCAACUGAAGGCAGAAAUCGAGACCGUAGAUGAAUUGUUUAUGGGAAUGAAAAGGAACAACUCAUUUUCAACCAUUUUUCACGUCGCGGCAUUCUCUAACAAUGAAGUAGUUGCAGUUCAUUACGGCAAGAAAGAGCUGAUUCAGAUUUUAGACAGAGGUAAGGUUAAAUCUCCGGCUUGCACACUCGAAGUCGAAGAUCUUACAAGGCCCAGGCGAGUGGCGGUGAACAAGUAUGGCCAACUCAUUGUCCUCAAUUAUCCAGAGGAUAACGAGAAGCCUACAGAGGUCAAGAUUUUCAGUAGGGACCUCAAGCUCCUCCAUGAGUUCGAACCAGAGCAGCGACCCGCAUCGUGUAUUGCGGUGAAUAACAACAACCAGAUAGGAGUAGGAUGUAACUACCGCCAGGAACUUCUUUUGUACACUCCGGAUGGAUCCAUACUCGACACGCUAUCUGCUCCCAGGAUCAGUGAGCACUUAGCAAGCUACAAGCAGCGCUGGAUCUACACUAACUGGAGGGAGCGAAAGUUACGGUCGAUCGACAGCGAAGGGGAGACGGUCUUCGCGGAGGAUAUUCCCAGCAGUGCUUCUUCCUCAGGCUUGGGUCCGGCCGGAGUGUGUUGCGACAAGAAUGGGGACAUCUACGUCGCUCUCAACAAUGGAUCAACGGGGGGCGAGAUUCACCGUUUUAGUGAGGAAGGCGAGCACAUUGAUUGCGUAGUCACGGGAUGCGGCUCACCCCGGGGUAUCACAAUCACGCCUGAUGGAGACUAUCUGGCAAUUGCUGCGUUACGUUCUGCCUACAUCUAUCAGCAGUGGUUUAAUAAGACCAGCAUUGUCAACAUGGCGCAGAGCAUCUCAGCCCAGUCGCUAUUGGAGAAAAUUAGUACAGAUCAUCUGGAAUGCUCCAUCUGCACCAACCGUUUCAGUCAGCCGAAAGUACUGGACUGUCUUCACAGUUUUUGCUCCAAUUGCCUUGUGCAACUUUUGGCCCGGGAGAGCCUGUCGCAGCGUCCCGGCUCGACGCUGAAAUGUCCCCUGUGUAGGCGAGAGACUACGACCAACGAUGUCAGAGAACUGCCCGAUAAUUUCACGCUAAGUGCUUUGGUAGAGGAGGUGACGAUUCAGGAAAAACUUCUGGAGGAUCAGGGAGCGGAGAUCACGUGUCAAGCGUGUGAGGAAGAGAACCCAGCAGAGGCCAUGUGCAUAGACUGUGAUCAUUUCCUCUGCCGAGAAUGUCGACUGGCGCACGGGCGCAUGGUAAUGAUGAAAUCCCAUCAAGUGCACGCCCUGGCGCAACUCCGAUCGGGAGAAAUCACCUACAAGAGCAGGCUGAGAGAGACUCGCAAAUGCCGCACACACCCGGAUCAGAAGCUGUGCUUUUACUGCAAUACAUGCGAGGAGUUGGUCUGCACGACGUGCUGCAUUGUGGAUCACACCAAACCAGAGCACUCGCUCGUGGGCCUGGCCGAGGCUUCACAAAAAUGCAAACAGGACGUCGCGUCGCUGGCUGUGAUCGCUGAACAACGCAAGACAGAUUUCCGUGCUACCAUCGAAGAGAUAGACAAGUCUAAACGGGAUCUGGAGGCCAACUAUGAGGACACUGGGCGGAAAAUUUCCAGAAAGGCCGAUGAAGAGGUUGCCAAGAUUAGAGGAGUUGAAGAGAAGCUCAAUCAGGAGUUGGAGAAGAUCUACCGAGACAAAGCCGAUGUAUUGGGUAAUGCCCUAGCAACAAACAAGAAAAAGAUGAGUGAGGUUGGACAGAAGUUGGACGAGGUCCACCGGCUGAUCGAUCAAGCAAGCUGCUGUGAAAUAAUCUACCUCAGGCAGAAACUUCUGCACAACCUCCAAGAGCUGACCAAGACAUGUCCGAAAAAGCCACCCAGUAGUCUGUCUUUGCUGGGUUUUGAGGGCGGUUACGCGUCACUGAGCACACCACUGUUUAAGGGUGGGCUGGCAUCAGAGCUAGAAACUCAAACACCGCCCGUACCACCUCGUGUGGAAGGGGACCCACAAGUGAAAUGGUAUCUGAAGGAACAGAUUACCAAAUUUGGUCAGAAACAAACCAAAUUUCGGCGCACCUUUUGCGUUGCGGCGUUCUCGAACGACGAAAUAAUUGUGACGGACGCAGGGCACAGACUCUUAAUUUCUCACAAACUACAAUCACCCACAAGACCCGAAGGACUGCGCAUGAAAGGUCUUGAGAAUCCCAGUUGCGUGGCAGUCAACAAGGACGACCACCUUGUCCUUCUCGACAAGCUUCUGGUCAAGGUCUUCAACAGGGAGCAACGCCUCCUCCACAAGUUCAAUCCCGGCGGAGGUCCGAGCAGCACCCCGACGUGCCUGGCGGUGGAUGACAGCAACCUCAUAGCGAUCGGAUACGAGAAAACGGAGGAGAUUUCCAUUCACAACCCGGACGGGUCCCUCGUCCGGACUCUCCCCGCGAAGAAGAUCGACUCUCACUUGGCCAUCCGCGGUCAACGGUUCAUCUACACCAAUUUUGAGAGCAGGAGGUUGCUGUCGGUAGACUACAUCGGCCGCAAGGUGUUCUCGGUAGACAUCCCUUGCGACAUGCACGGGACGUGGGGCCCCACCGGUGUGUGCUGCGCCAGGGAUGGCAGCGUCUACGUCGCCGUGCACGGUUGGCUCUCCGGCGGAAUUUACAUGUUCAGUUCUGAGGGCAGUAGCUUGGGCUGCGUUAUACCAGAAUGUAAAUUUCCCGCUGGCAUUACACUCAUGCCCCGCACUGGCUAUCUGGUGGUGGCCACAAACACAUCAGUUCAAAUCUUCCACAAGACACGAAGCGCAUCACUGAUAAAGUAAAAAGCAAGUGUAUAACCCGUCUGAAAUUCGGACACUGUGUGACAGGUAACUUCUAUGAGUGGUUUACGAAAAUAUGGCACAGCGAGAAAAUCCAAAUAUGGAUAAAUCGGGUCCACCAGAAGCUGAAAUCUCAUGACGACAUUUGCACCGAGGAAGAGAUAUCCAGCUAAGCACGUCACACUCUCCUACAACGAUGAAAUACGUGCCCCCGACAUAGACAGCUCGUUCGUCCUUGGAUUCCAGACUGAACGAACACGAAUUAUCAUGUUCCAAUUUCCCUACAUAUGUAGGCCUACAUCUCCCGUCUAAAAAAAAUUAUGCAUUCGACAGAGCGUGGAAAUUUACUUUGAAAAGAAAAGUCGGCGAGAUUUACGGGCAUACCGGACUUUGAUGUAUAUCGUAUAGUCUUAUAGCUCUUCAAGGAAAACAAGUCAUUUCAUAACAGAAAAUGAAACAUUGCGGUUUACGUACCGAAUGUAAGUACCGCAAAUCAAUGACUUUAGGCAAUUUGUAAAUUAGAUCCCGGUUUCCUGAUCACCGUAGCAAACGCACGGGGUAAAGAUAAACAGGGGAGUCCGUUGCUAGACUAGCUGGUGUUUGUUUUUAAGGCCAAGUUCGAUCAGCGACCACAUGUCAACUACUUCAAGGUCUAUUUGUCUAGUACCCAGUGUUAGUUUUUGUGCAUUGGUUAUCAAGGGAAAUCUAUCAAGGUGGUCGACAAAAUGGUUGCGAUUCAAACCGGGCCCCACUGCAUUCAAAUUAACACAGGUUGGCGAGUACUCCGUCAAACAAAAAGUUUAUUGGAAAUACCGGCGGAGACUUUCAACAGACAAUGCUAAGCUUCCGAAAUGCGAGUGAAGCAGGACAUGGAACGUCAAAAAUAGAUGCAUUGUCAUCACAGGCUUGUAUAUAAUCGAAUGAGACUUAAUUUCAUGUCGAAUAAAAAGAGAAUAGAAACAAUUUUUAUUUUUCAAACAUAUGAGCCCUUGGGUAUCUUAAUUUACAUUGGAGAUACAAUUUC
This is a messenger RNA of Acanthaster planci (crown-of-thorns starfish), 4739 nucleotides long. RefSeq lists its product as uncharacterized. Lineage: Eukaryota; Metazoa; Echinodermata; Asteroidea; Valvatida; Acanthasteridae. Gene Ontology annotation, molecular function: zinc ion binding; ubiquitin protein ligase activity. The record is from RefSeq and is a predicted model, not a curated record.